Salvia miltiorrhiza (redroot sage) is the source of this 2748-nucleotide messenger RNA. RefSeq names its product probable inactive receptor kinase At4g23740. The transcript has 3 exons. The coding region runs from base 665 to 2533 and encodes 622 amino acids. Gene Ontology annotation, biological process: protein phosphorylation. The record is from RefSeq and is a predicted model, not a curated record. Gene Ontology annotation, molecular function: protein kinase activity; ATP binding; protein binding. NCBI's taxonomy places the organism in Eukaryota, Viridiplantae, Streptophyta, Magnoliopsida, Lamiales, Lamiaceae.
UGAAUUAAUGAUAUUGUAUUGCCUACGAAAGACGAGAAAAAAAAUCCCCUUAACUUGUAAAUUGGGCUAUUUUGAAAUGAAUAUGAGCAACAUUAAGCACAUUGUUAGAUUAGCAGCUUUUUAGGAGUAACCCACUCUUGCAUAUUGUUGACCAGCUUUUUCUAUAAAAAAAAAUCAUUAUAAUUCAUCUCCGGCGGCCACCGCGUAAAGACGAAGAAGAUGUCCAGUUUUCCGGCAGUCGAGAAUAUUUUGGGUGUGUUCUUCUUCGGUGGUGGUGGAAGUACCAGCACGUGCACUCCCACUCUUGGCGCGCCAUUACAGCACCACAACUGCACUCUUCUAUAAACAAUUUACCCACAAUUCCUUUCCUUCAUUUAUUGCUCGGUCCCCCCUCCAAUCAUUUCUUCACCUCCUACCCUCAACCAACUACUCUUCAUUCUUCUAUCCUUAAUCUCUCUCCCAUCUUCAUUUCAUCUCUCUGUUUUUUUUUUUUUUAAUUAUUUUGUAGACUAACUGCAACGGCCGCUUUCAUUACAUUCUGAAUUCUUGGUCGUUGCGUUUGUCUGUGAUCUCAAUAAAGUUCUCUGCUGUCUGCGUUACACUUACAGCCAUGACAGAGAAUGAGAUCCACACUAGUAUUUGAGCUUCUUUCAUAUAUAUCAUCAUGUGUAAGGCGGAAAGAAUGGGCGUGAAUUUGAUCUUCUCAGCAAUUCUGGUGUGUGCUGUUAUGUUAUCGCCUGCAAGAACGGAGCCCGUUGAAGAUAAACGGGCUCUGCUGGAUUUCUUGGACAACAUUCACCACUCACGGAAGCUGAAUUGGAACGAGACGACUUCUGCGUGCAGCAGGUGGACUGGCAUCGCGUGCAGCUCUGAUAAUUCAAGCGUCGUAGCAGUCCGGUUGCCCGGCGUGGGACUCGCAGGCUCCAUCCCUUCCAACACGCUCAGCCGUUUGUCUCAUCUUCAAACCCUGAGCCUCAGAUCCAACGCCCUCACUGGCUCCUUCCCUGCUGAUCUUCUGCAGCUUCGCGAUUUGAUCGGUCUUCAUCUCCAGAGCAACAGCUUUCAGGGUCCGCUGCCCUCGGAUUUCUCUCUCUGGAAGAAUCUCACGGCGCUCAACUUGUCGGAGAAUGAUUUCAAUGGGAGCAUUCCGUCUUCACUUGCGAAUUUGACUCAUCUCACUCUCUUGAAUCUCGCCAAUAACUCUCUCUCUGGAGACCUUCCUGAUAUCAAUCUCCCCAGCCUCCAGUUUCUCGACUUGUCCAACAACAAUCUCACCGGACUCCUGCCUCAUUCGCUCUCCAGAUUCCCGAGCUCAUGUUUCUCCGGCAACAACUUCUCGUCUCCGUCUCCGUCUCCGACUCCUCAGCCACGGAUGAAGCAUUCAUCGAAAUUCAGUGAAUCUGCCGUCCUGGGAAUCAUCAUUGGUAGCUGUGUGGUGGCGUUUGUGUCGAUUGCCCUUCUGUUGAUUGUCACAAACAGAAAGGGGGAUGAGGAUGGUGAGAUCUUAGCCACUGCAAAGAAAGAAAAACCGGUGGCUCCCGAGCACAAAGAUGGGAAUAGCAAGCUUGUAUUUUUUGAAGGUAGUAAUCUUGCAUUUGACCUCGAGGAUUUGCUGAGGGCCUCUGCGGAGGUGCUUGGGAAGGGCACGUUUGGGACGACAUAUAAGGCAGCAUUGGAGGAUGCCACCAUUGUUGCGGUGAAGAGGUUGAAGGAGGUGGGCGUUGGCAGAAAGGAGUUCGAGCAGCAGAUGGAGGUGGCCGGAAGCAUCAAGCAUGAGAACGUGGCUACAUUGAGAGCUUACUACUAUUCAAAGGAUGAAAAGCUUAUGGUUUAUGACUAUUACAAUCAAGGCAGCGCCUCCUCCUUGCUACACGCCAAGAGAGGUGGCAACCGCCUUCCUUUAGACUGGGAUACGCGCCUCAGGAUUGCAACGGGUGCAGCGAGGGGUAUCGUGUGCAUCCACUCACAGAGUGGAGGGAAGCUUGUCCAUGGAAAUGUGAAGGCCUCCAACAUUUUUCUCAACUCCAAGCAUUUUGGCUGUGUGUCUGAUCUUGGGUUAGCGACGGUGAUGAGCCCGGUUGCAGCAGCGCCAGUGACGCGGAGUGCUGGCUACCGUGCACCAGAGGUCACGGACACUAGGAAGGCGUCACAGGCGUCUGAUGUCUACAGCUUUGGAGUUGUACUGCUCGAGCUUCUGACUGGGAAAUCUCCGGUUUCUGGGUCCAGUGGUGAGGAGGCUGUCCACCUCGUCAGAUGGGUUCAAUCUGUGGUUCGGGAGGAAUGGACAGGUGAGGUGUUCGACGUGGAGCUGCUGAGGUAUCCUAAUAUAGAGGAAGAGAUGGUGGCGAUGCUGCAAAUAGCCAUCAGCUGCGUGGCCAGAGUGGCAGCACAGAGGCCGAAAAUCGGAGACGUGGUGAGGUUGCUGGAGGACAUUAGAGGAAGCAGUCAAUCUGCUGGAACCAGAUCUCCAGCUUCAACUCCGGCUCCGACGCCUCCUCUCACGGGCGUGGGAUCACCUUCCAAUCGUGAUUAGAUUCUUGCUUCUAAGCUUUGUUAACCUUUUUUUUCUUUUACUACUAUUCUUCUUUAAUUCUUAACUUACAAUUUCACCAGUUCUUGCGCUAAGUUACUGGUCAUGGCUUAGUUCGUAUUCUUGAUUUUCUUUGACAAUUCGCUUGUUCAUAAACCCUGAUUCAGUGCAAAAUUGCAAAAGGUUCAUUUAUAUAUUACAAGUUCAUUGAUUUUCAA